GCGAACAUGGCCGAGAAGCAGAAGCACGACGGGCGGGUGAAGAUCGGCCACUACGUGCUGGGAGACACGCUGGGGGUCGGCACCUUCGGCAAAGUCAAGAUUGGGGAACACCAGCUGACAGGGCACAAAGUGGCCGUUAAAAUCCUCAACAGACAGAAAAUAAGGAGCCUGGAUGUGGUGGGGAAGAUCAAACGAGAAAUUCAAAACCUUAAACUCUUCCGGCACCCUCAUAUCAUCAAACUGUACCAGGUCAUCAGCACUCCAACGGACUUCUUCAUGGUCAUGGAAUACGUGUCCGGUGGUGAACUGUUCGAUUACAUCUGCAAGCACGGACGUGUCGAAGAGGCAGAAGCUCGCCGCCUUUUCCAGCAGAUCCUCUCGGCGGUGGAUUACUGCCACAGGCACAUGGUUGUCCACAGAGACCUGAAACCAGAGAACGUGCUGCUGGAUGCUCACAUGAAUGCAAAGAUAGCUGAUUUUGGGUUGUCCAACAUGAUGUCAGAUGGCGAAUUUCUGCGCACCAGCUGUGGUUCCCCAAAUUAUGCAGCUCCUGAAGUCAUCUCUGGAAGGCUCUACGCUGGCCCAGAGGUGGACAUCUGGAGCUGUGGUGUCAUCCUCUAUGCCCUUCUGUGCGGCACUCUGCCUUUUGAUGACGAGCACGUGCCCACCCUCUUCAAGAAGAUCCGAGGAGGUGUCUUCUACAUCCCUGAAUACCUCAACCGCUCUGUUGCCACUCUCCUCAUGCACAUGCUGCAGGUCGACCCCCUCAAGCGAGCCACUAUCAAGGACAUCAGGGAACACGAGUGGUUUAAGGAGGAGCUGCCCAGCUACCUGUUCCCGGAGGACCCUUCCUAUGACGCCACAGUCGUUGACGACGAGGCGGUGCGGGAGGUGUGCGAGAAGUUCGAGUGCACGGAGUCGGAGGUGCUGAACAGCCUGUACAGCGGCGACCCCCAGGACCAGCUGGCCGUGGCUUACCACCUCGUCAUCGACAACCGCCGCAUCAUGAACCAGGCCAGCGAGUUCUACCUGGCCUCCAGCCCCCCCACCGGCUCCUUCAUGGACGACAGCGCCCUGCACAUCCCGCCCGGGGUCAAGCCGCACCCCGAGAGGAUGCCGCCCUUGGUGGCGGACAGCCCCAAGGCGCGGUGCCCUCUGGAUGCCCUCAACACCACCAAGCCGAAACCCCUGACGGUCAAAAAGGCCAAGUGGCACCUGGGAAUCCGCAGCCAGAGCAAGCCCUAUGACAUUAUGGCCGAGGUGUACCGUGCCAUGAAGCAGCUGGACUUUGAGUGGAAGGUGGUGAACUCCUACCACCUGAGAGUGCGCCGCAAGAACCCGGUGACAGGCAACUACGUCAAGAUGAGCCUGCAGCUCUACCAGGUGGACAACCGCAGCUAUCUCCUGGACUUCAAAAGCAUCGAUGAUGAUGUGAUGGAGCAGAGGUCCGGCUCAUCCACUCCUCAGCGCUCCUGCUCCGCCGCUGGCUUGCACCGGCCGCGGCUGAGCAUCGACGGCGCCGCGGCUGCCGAGUGCCAGUCUCUGAUGGGCUCCCUGAGCGGCUCCUUCGUUGGCAGCAUCCCCUCGGUGCCACCACGCCUCGGCAGCCACACCAUGGACUUCUUUGAGAUGUGUGCCAGCCUCAUCAUGGCCCUGGCUCGCUGACAGUCAGGACUGAGGCGCUGGUCCUUCCGCACAUGGGAUUGCACUGUGAGGAUCUGCUCCUUGUUUCUUCUGCUUCGUCGUUGUUCCCCCUCCUCCACCCCUCGCCACUCCACAGCCUGCAACAUGGAGCCAAUUCCCACUCCCAAAGUAUUCUCCUUUUUAAGAAGGCACUGAGGAAAUGAAGAACAGUUCCAUCUCACUGGUUAUCCCGUGGUGAAAUGGAUCCAACACCCACUCUUUUCUCCUAGUGAACCGAAUGGGAAGUGUUGGCACGGCUAUGAAGUAGAAAAUGUGUCACUGACUCUUCGAUAAAGGCCUCUUCCCCACCCCGAUUCACCCUGAGUUAAUGGAGCCAUGGCCAAGCUUUCUUCCAUAUAGGUAGUGUGCAGUGAGGUUGAUGUUGUGUUCCCUUUGCUGUGCAGAGCAGGGGCAGGUUGGUCUAAGCCAGGUCAGAGUGAUCACCCAGGAGCUACACUAAAUGGAGGCAGAGAGGUAAUGAGACAGCUCUGCAACAUUCACAGCAGGGUGCUGAUGGGGCUGCUGGCCUCUGGUAACAUUUUCCUCCUCCAGCUAGCAGCUGCUGA
Dryobates pubescens (Downy woodpecker) is the source of this 2249-nucleotide messenger RNA. It is a transcript of the gene PRKAA2, whose product is annotated as protein kinase AMP-activated catalytic subunit alpha 2. Gene Ontology annotation, biological process: protein phosphorylation; intracellular signal transduction. Lineage: Eukaryota; Metazoa; Chordata; Aves; Piciformes; Picidae. The transcript has 9 exons. Gene Ontology annotation, molecular function: AMP-activated protein kinase activity; ATP binding. The record is from RefSeq and is a predicted model, not a curated record. Gene Ontology annotation, cellular component: cytoplasm. The coding region runs from base 7 to 1665 and encodes 552 amino acids.